AUGAACAUCAGCGCACUGCUCAACUCAUACUACGAUUUGUCCGGGGAGCAGAUGAACCACAUCAACGAGUUCGUGGCCCGGGCCCUGCUCCACGUGGUCCACCACUACAUCCUCAGUGUGACCCCGUCGCUGGUCCUAACCCUCUGCUGCCGGAGCAAUCACACGUGCAAUUUCUACAACGAGAUGAUGAGCACAUUGUUCCGGCAAUGGGGAUUGGCCCCGGUGCAAAUCGUGAAUGUGAAGAGUGGUGUACCGUGGCAUCCGGUUCCGGGUCGUCGGCAUUUCAACGUCAUCUUCACGGACUCCUUUGCCGCUUUCGAGGAGAUCCGGAUGGAGUACUAUGCCCGGGAGUACAAUUACAAUGAGCACUACUUCAUCUUCCUUCAGGCCAGGGAUCGUCUGUUGCAGAGUGAGAUGCGACUGAUCUUCGACUAUUGCUGGCGCUAUCAGUUGAUCCACUGUAGUAUUCAAGUGCAAAAGUCCAACGGGGACAUCCUGUUCUACAGUUACUAUCCCUUUGGGGAGCGGGGUUGUCGAGAUAUGGAACCGCAGCUGAUCAAUCGCUAUAAUGGUAGUAUGCUAGUGGAACCGGAACUAUUCCCCCGGAAGUUGAGAAACUUCUUUGGUUGCCCUUUGAGAUGUGCCCUGUGGAAUGUGCCGCCAUUUCUAAAACUGAACAAGGACCAGUUGGUAAACGGAGGCUACGAGGGUCGUCUGCUCCUGGCUCUCGCUGAGAAGAUGAACUUCACCAUCGCCGUGCGCAAGGUGAAUGCAAAUGUGAGGGAAGAGGCCCUCGAAAUGCUGCAAAGUGGCGAGGCGGACCUAACUCUGGGCGGGAUCAGGCAAACGGUGGGUCGAAGCACGGUGGCCACCUCGACGAACAAUUACCACCAGACCCGCGAGGUUUUCGGAGUCCUGGCCUCCAGCUACGAGCUUAGCUCCUUCGACAUUCUCUUCUAUCCCUACCGCCUACAAAUCUGGCUGGGAAUCCUCGGCGUGGUGGCCCUGUCCGCCCUCCUCCAGCUGGCCGUGGACAGAAUGUUGAGGGAGCGUCUGCGAUCGCGGGCCUGGAUGAAUCUAGAGCUGAUCUUCGUGGGCAUGCCGCUGCUGGAGACCCCAAGAUCGCACACCGCUCGUCUCUAUUGCCUAAUGCUUAUGCUGUACACCCUGAUCAUCCGGACUAUCUAUCAGGGACUGCUGUACCAUCUGAUACGAACUCACCAGCUGAAUCGUUGGCCACAGACCAUUGAAUCACUGGUGCAAAAGAACUACACGGUGGUGCUGACGCCCAUUGUCCAGGAGGCGCUGGACGAGAUUCCCAGUGUACAGCACAUGAGAUUUCGGCUGUUGGAGUCCAACUCAGAGUUGGAUCCCCUGUACUUCCUGGAGGCCAAUCACCAGCUGAGGAAACAUGUGACCGCCUCCGCCCUGGACAUAUUCAUCCACUUCAAUCGCCUGAGUGCGGAGAGGAUCCAUCAGAAAGGCCGACAGGAAACGGGAGCCCACUUCGAAAUCGUUCCCGAGGACAUCAUCAAUAUGCAGUUGACCAUGUACCUGGCCAAGCACUCCUUCCUCAUCGACCAGAUGAACGAGGAGAUCAUGUGGAUGAGGUCCGUGGGUCUGCUGGCCUUUUGGGCCAGGUGGGAACUGGUCGAGAGCUAUCUGCGCAACGAGCACACUUACCAGAUCCUGGGCAUUAUGGAGCUGUAUGCCAUAUUCUUGAUGGUAAUGGUGGGUCUGAUCGUGGGCCUAAUCGUCUUCAUCCUGGAACUUGCCUCCCUGCGAUCGGUGUAUUUGAGAAAACUGUUCUUGUAG
Molecule: messenger RNA, 1815 nt
Organism: Drosophila suzukii
Lineage: Eukaryota; Metazoa; Arthropoda; Insecta; Diptera; Drosophilidae
Gene: Ir7e
Product: Ionotropic receptor 7e
Source: RefSeq, a predicted model, not a curated record